UUAGCGUAUUUUACUCCUUGUUCUUCUUCGGGACCGCCAAAAGCGGAAUAUAUCAAUAAUAAAUUAAGUAAAAUUGCAGAAUUCACGAGCAUCAUAACUUGUGAUAAAAAAGGAAUGUUAACUGGAAAAUCAUGAAAUUAUUGGAAUGUUAUUGAAAUAUGUAUCGUACAAGGAAAUAUUCGACGACGAUCACAAUAACUUUGGUUUAUACCGACAUACACUAAACUAUUAUUAUAAACGUCGUGUAAAACGAAUUCUCCAUGAGAAGUCCAAUCAAUUGUUCAUUCAAGAGAUACGAGUCAAGUCAGCUGUUACUCAUAAGGGAGGGGAUGUUAGAAUGUGAAGACUUGAUGCACCACGUGGUUGUUUAUAAAUGCAUACUUAGUUUUGAAUAACGCUAAAAAUGAGUAUUAAAGAAGCAUUUGAAGUGGAAUGCAAGCAUGGAGCAUUUUAUACUGGCGGUGAUGUACAAUGGAGCGCAGAUGCAGAAUAUUUAUUCUGCCAGAAAGGAGGCACCAUUUCAAUACUGUCUGUGAGCAAAAGCAGUGUGAUAUCAUUGUUGGGUGAAAUCGAAAAGAAUGAUCAACAGGAGGAUACAAUAAAUUGUUUUGCUCUUGCUGACAAUGAUACGAGUAUAUUCACUCAUCACAAAAGUGGACUUUUUAAAUUAUGGGAUUGGAAAGUCAAUAAGUUGAUAAAAUUAUGGAAGUCUAUCCAUAACGGACCUGUAACACGAAUAACUUUUUCAAAUAAUAAUACCUUAAUGGCAUCUGGUGGAAGCGAUAGUGCCGUCAGAUUGUGGAACUUGCAGCAUCAUACUUGCACACAUAAUUUGAAAGGAGUGCAGGGAGUAAUUAGUGUAUUGAAAUUUCAUCCGGAUAGUACAAAACAGCUUCUUUUCGCCGCUGGCGACGACACCAAGAUUCAUGGCUGGGAUAUCAAUACUGGACAGAAAAAGGUUACUUUAUCUGGACAUUUUAGUAAAGUUACAUCUCUUAAUUUCCAUGAAAAUGGAAAUUAUGUAAUUAGUUCGGGAAGAGAUAAAGUACUGAUCUUAUGGGAUAUAUCAUCUGCAACAUCAGUACGUGUUUUACCAGUGUAUGAAGGAAUAGAAGGAGCAUUUAUAAUAUUGCCUCAGUCUUUACCAGCAUUUAUUAAAUCAUACAAUGACGAUGAUAUAUACAUUGCUUCAGCUGGUGAAAAAGGUAUUGUUAAAAUCUGGGAAAUAAAGGCAGGCAAACUGAUUUAUACGCAAGACAAUUCUUUGGUAUCACCAGCUAAGGAAGAAGGCAGUUUAUCAAUAACUCACUUACUUUAUAACAGCAUCCAUAAUAUUUUUGCAAUAGUAUCUGUCGAUCAUAAUAUUAUCAUUCAUUCAUUGGAGUCGUUUGAAUGUAAGAAACAGUUAGUAGGUUAUAGCGAUGAAAUUCUAGACGUCGCAUAUCUUGGAGCUAAUGACAGUCACAUUGCGCUCGCGACUAACAGUUGUGACAUAAAACUUUACGAUGUUGGAUCUAUGAAUUGUCAAUUAUUGUGCGGUCACAGUGAUAGCAUUUUAGCCUUAGCAACAACUCCGGCAAAUGUAAAUUUGCUUAUAUCUUCAGCUAAGGACAAUAGUGUUCGUAUAUGGCUAUUUGAUAAAGAGAUGACAAGAAUGUCUUGCAUUGGAUCUGCCAUUAGGCAUACAGCAUCAAUCAGUUCUGUUGCUAUAUCUCAAACAUCAACUAAAUUCUUUACAACUGUUGCUCAAGAUUCAUGCCUAAAGCUGUGGGAAUUAUCCAACAAUCUUGAUUCACAUAAGCAAAAUUUGUCAUUAAAUCCAAGCUACACAAUGUUGGCACAUCAAAAAGAGAUGAACUGCGUAACCAUUUCGCCGAAUGAUAAACUGAUUGCUACAGCGUCGCAAGAUAAGACUGCUAAGCUGUGGUCUGCUGAAGAUUUGCAAUUGCUUGGAGUGUUUCAUGGUCAUCGAAGAGGCGUAUGGUGCGUUCGAUUCUCGCCGAUUGAUCAAGUACUUUUAACAACGUCUGCCGAUUGUACAAUGAAAUUAUGGUCCUUGACAGAACUCAAUUGUCUGAAGACCUUUGAAGGGCACGAAUCCUCUGUUUUAAGAGGAGAAUUUCUGUCACACGGUAUGCAGCUAAUUACAUCAGGUGGAGACGGUCUUCUGAAAUUGUGGAAUAUCAAAACGUCUGAGUGUAUUUCUACUUUAGACCAACACGAGAGUCACGUUUGGACUCUUGUAGUUGCUAAAGAUGAAAAACAUAUCAUCAGUGGAGGUAGCGACUCAUUGCUAGUCAUUUGGAGGGAUGUAACUGAAGAAAGGAGGACGCAAAUUGCACAAGAACGAGAGCGACUCGUGUUUGAGGAACAAAAGUUGGCCAAUUUACUAAAGGCUGAAGAACUUCAAGCUGCGCUGCAAUUAGCUCUAAAGAUGGAACGACCAUUGCAAGUUCUUAAAAUUAUAGAAGCUCUAUUGCAGAAACAAAGCGAUGAGCUUGUAGAAAUAAUAAGGGAUUUAAAACCAGCUCGCAAAGAAGCGUUACUCAAGUGCGCAAUUUCGUGGAAUACAAACAGCCGGAAUUCACAUGCUGCUCAGAUAGUUAUAAAUGCCUUAAUGACAGAAAUCGGAACUCAGGAACUACAAAUACCAGGUUUAUCUUCCACUCUAGAAAGUAUGAUACCUUAUACUGAUAGACACUUUAAAAGAUUGACAAAACUUUUACAAGAUCUUCACUUAUUAACAUAUACUGUUAAUUGUAUGAAACCUGAUAUUAUAUCAGUUGGUAAUAAAUAACUUACAUAUAAUACAUA
This is a messenger RNA of Nylanderia fulva, 2814 nucleotides long. Its product is annotated as transducin beta-like protein 3. Gene Ontology annotation, molecular function: U3 snoRNA binding; protein binding. Gene Ontology annotation, biological process: endonucleolytic cleavage to generate mature 5'-end of SSU-rRNA from (SSU-rRNA, 5.8S rRNA, LSU-rRNA); endonucleolytic cleavage in 5'-ETS of tricistronic rRNA transcript (SSU-rRNA, 5.8S rRNA, LSU-rRNA). The record is from RefSeq and is a predicted model, not a curated record. Lineage: Eukaryota; Metazoa; Arthropoda; Insecta; Hymenoptera; Formicidae. Gene Ontology annotation, cellular component: nucleolus; 90S preribosome; small-subunit processome.